This is a messenger RNA of Rhododendron vialii, 935 nucleotides long. Its product is annotated as gibberellin-regulated protein 7-like. The transcript has 3 exons. The record is from RefSeq and is a predicted model, not a curated record. Bases 224 to 535 code for a protein of 103 amino acids. NCBI's taxonomy places the organism in Eukaryota, Viridiplantae, Streptophyta, Magnoliopsida, Ericales, Ericaceae.
AUUAACAAUUGAAACACACUAAAAAUUAUAUAUGGCAGCUUGCAAGUUAAUCUCUUCUCCCACAGAACGUGAGAUCGACUUCCGAUCCCUAUAUAAAUACACAUUUUCAUAGUGUGAUUAAUUCAUAGCAUCACACAAAUCUUGAACCCUUCUUUAGCUAGUUCUUUCCCUUCCAUAUUCCCCCGCCAUUGUUAGCUUUCCGCUCUUUUCAUCCUCAUCAACCAUGGCUGCUGCUAUGAAAGCCAUUCUCUUUCUAUUGGCCUGCUCUGUUUUCGUCGCCAUAACAGUUUCAUCAGUUGAAGAACAGGGAUAUUUGGCGAAGACCUGUGUGAAGAAUCGCUAUCAUUAUCCUGGAUGCUCAGAAAAGUGUACGGAUUACUGUGAUGGAAAAGGGCCGCAUUAUAAGAUGAAAACGGAUUGCCAGAGAAUCUGCUCUAAUUGUUGUACCGAUACCAAAUGUGUCCCGGGGCCAAAAGCCCCAUGCUACGGCUGGACCGAGACCUGCUACGAGGAUAAAAUCGCCAAGUGUCCUUAGAAGUUAAUCUGCAAAAAAGUCUCAGAACAUAACUUUCAACACACCUGCGGACGACUGUUUCUAGAGCCAAUCGAUGUAUGUGACUCCAGAUUUGUUAAACGGUUCUGGACAUAGUUGCAUCUUGAGUUGUAUUCAGAAGUCGUGUUUCUAGCAUUACUCAAAAGUUGUCUUCCCGAAAUUUCAUCGUCGUUGUGUUGAGGUGGGGUUUUUUUGUGUGUGCGCGUGGUUUUUUUUAUUUUUUUUCAUUCAGUGUGUGAAAGUUCAAAUUUACUUGUCAUGUAAUAAAGCUUAAAACUCUUGCUCUGUGGGAAGAAAAUAAAAUGGUUUCUCCGGAAACCCUUUUAUGUAGUAUGUAAUUAUCAGUUACAUACAUUUGAAAUAUAUUUUUUCGUUUGUUCCA